Molecule: messenger RNA, 1425 nt
Organism: Knipowitschia caucasica
Lineage: Eukaryota; Metazoa; Chordata; Actinopteri; Gobiiformes; Gobiidae
Source: the annotation of a GenBank genome assembly
AUGUCAGCACACUCCAGCUGCUCCGGAUGUGGUCCUGGUUACAGCACACCCCUGGAGGCCAUGAAAGGACCUCGGGAGAAGAUCGUGUACCUGCCCUGUAUCUACAGAAACACUGACAUCCUCAAACCCGAUUAUCUGUGCACAGUGGACGUGGACCCAGACUCCCACACCUACAGCCAGGUGAUCCACCGGUUGCCGAUGCCAAACCUCCGUGACGAGCUGCACCACAGCGGUUGGAACGCCUGCAGCAGUUGCUUCGGAGACGCGUCUAAAACCCGGGACCGCCUCAUUCUGCCCUCGCUCAUCUCCUCCAGGAUCUACGUCAUCGACACCAGCCAGGCCCGAGAACCUCGCAUCCACAAGAUGGUGGAGCCUGUGGACCUCUACUACAAGUGUGGCCUGGCGAACCCACACACGUCCCAUUGUCUGGCCAGUGGUCAGAUCAUGAUCAGCUGUAUGGGAGACCCCUCUGGGAACGGCAAAGGGGGCUUCGUGCUGCUGGACGGUGAGACGUUCGAGGUGACUGGGAACUGGGAGCACCCCGGGGAUGCGGUUCCGUUCGGGUACGACUUCUGGUACCAGCCGCGGCACAACGUGAUGAUGAGCACCGAGUGGGGGGCUCCACGGGCCCUGAUCCACGGGUUCGACCCCAAGCACGUCCAGCAAGGGCAGUACGGCCAGAGCAUACACGUGUGGGACUGGAGCAGCCGGCGCAAGCUGCAGUCCCUGGAUCUGGGGGAGGAUGGCGCUAUUCCCCUGGAGAUUCGCUUCCUGCACGAUCCUGACGAGGCCCAGGCCUAUGUGGGCUGUGCCCUGGGCUCCAGUCUGUUCCGCGUCUACAGGACAGAGAAAGGAGAGUGGGCAGCAGAGAAGGUCCUCACUAUCCCCAGAAAGAAGGUGGAGGGCUGGAUGCUGCCGGAGAUGCCAGGCCUCAUCACAGACAUCCUCAUUUCACUGGACGACAAGUUCCUUUACUUCAGUAACUGGCUCCACGGAGACAUCAGACAGUAUGACAUCACAGACCGCCGCAAGCCCCGAUUGGUUGGACAGAUUUUCCUGGGAGGAAGUUUGGUGAAGGAUGGUCCAGUCAAAGUGAUCCACGACCCGGAGAACCACGGCCAGCCGGAGCCUCGCGUCAUCAGAGGGAAGCGUAUCCCUGGAGCCCCGCAGAUGCUGCAGCUCAGUCUGGACGGACGCAGGCUGUAUGUGACCACGUCUCUGUACAGCGGCUGGGACAAGCAGUUCUACCCCGAGAUGCUGAGGGACGGCUCGGUCAUGAUGCAGAUCGAUGUGGACUCAGAGAAGGGCGGCCUCUCCCUCAACGACCGUUUCCUGGUCGACUUUGGCCUGGAGCCACACGGUCCGGCUCUGGCCCACGAGCUGCGUUACCCCGGGGGAGACUGCACCUCGGACAUCUGGGUCUAA